AUGAGCGGUACCAAACCUGAUAUAUUGUGGGCACCACACCAGGUUGAUAGAUUUGUUGUAUGUGACUCAGAACUGAGCCUUUAUCAUGUGGAAUCUACUGUGAAUUCAGAACUCAAAGCUGGAUCUUUACGUUUAUCUGAAGACUCUGCAGCUACCUUGCUAUCAAUAAAUUCAGAUACACCCUAUAUGAAAUGUGUUGCUUGGUACCUCAAUUAUGAUCCUGAAUGUCUCCUAGCCGUUGGACAAGCAAAUGGUCGAGUUGUACUCACAAGUCUUGGUCAAGAUCACAACUCAAAGUUCAGAGAUUUGAUAGGAAAAGAAUUUGUUCCAAAGCAUGCACGACAAUGCAAUACCCUUGCAUGGAAUCCGUUGGAUAGUAACUGGCUUGCUGCUGGUCUGGAUAAACAUAGAGCUGAUUUUUCAGUGCUGAUUUGGGAUAUCUGCAGCAAAUAUACUCCUGAUAUAAUCCCCAUGGAGAAAGUGAGACUUUCAGCAGGUGAAACUGAAACAACAUUAUUAGUAACAAAACCGCUUUAUGAAUUAGGACAGAAUGAUGCUUGUCUCUCUCUUUGUUGGCUUCCACGGGACCAGAAACUUCUCCUCGCUGGUAUGCAUCGUAACCUAGCCAUAUUUGAUCUUCGGAAUACAAGCCAAAAGAUGUUUGUAAAUACAAAAGCUGUUCAGGGGGUGACAGUAGACCCAUACUUCCAUGAUCGUGUUGCUUCCUUCUAUGAAGGUCAGGUUGCAAUAUGGGAUCUUAGGAAAUUUGAGAAGCCAGUUUUGACUUUGACUGAGCAACCAAAACCCUUAACAAAAGUUGCCUGGUGUCCAACUAGGACUGGUCUGCUUGCCACUUUAACAAGGGAUAGUAAUAUUAUUAGAUUGUAUGAUAUGCAACAUACACCCACUCCCAUUGGGGAUGAAACUGAACCCACAAUAAUUGAAAGAAGUGUGCAACCGUGUGACAAUUACAUUGCUUCCUUUGCUUGGCAUCCAACAAGUCAAAAUCGAAUGAUAGUUGUAACUCCCAACCGAACAAUGUCUGACUUCACUGUUUUUGAAAGGAUAUCUCUUGCCUGGAGCCCAAUUACAUCUUUAAUGUGGGCUUGUGGUCGUCAUUUGUAUGAAUGUACAGAAGAAGAAAAUGAUAAUUCUUUAGAAAAAGAUAUAGCAACUAAGAUGCGCCUUCGGGCUUUAUCAAGGUACGGACUUGAUACAGAACAAGUGUGGAGAAACCAUAUUUUAGCUGGAAAUGAAGAUCCACAGCUCAAGUCACUCUGGUAUACUCUGCACUAUAUCCUUUGUGUUGUGAAUUUUCAGAUGAAUCAGAUAGAAAUGUUCUUGAAGUUUGUGGAAAGGUCAGUCUGUAAAUAUACUGAAUGUCUUAUAUGCAAAUACAAGUUAUAUAAUGCUAAAUUACAAACUAAAAUUGUUUAA
Pipistrellus nathusii (Nathusius's pipistrelle) is the source of this 1437-nucleotide messenger RNA. Lineage: Eukaryota; Metazoa; Chordata; Mammalia; Chiroptera; Vespertilionidae. The record is from the annotation of a GenBank genome assembly.